Messenger RNA from Leptosia nina, 3996 nucleotides. The record is from the annotation of a GenBank genome assembly. Lineage: Eukaryota; Metazoa; Arthropoda; Insecta; Lepidoptera; Pieridae.
AUGCAGCUUGAGUGUUUAGAACUAGCAGGGUGCUCUCUUGACCGGUAUAUUACUUGUGACAAUUCCCGCCCUUCGUUUUUAGAGAUAACUGGUAUAGCAGCACAAGGAACGCCAACAUGCAGUGGUCUCAAUACUGGCGAUUACAGAAAUCUUGCAGCAUUGCUCAAUCAUUCUACUUUAUCGCAAUUAAAGAUCCUUAAUAAAGUUCCACUUCCACCUGAAAUAAUGGAACACUUUGCUCAUAUGCAAUGCCACUGUUUAAUGGGUGUCUUUCCAGAAAUAAGUAGGGUAUGGCUAGCAAUAGAUAGUAAUAUUUAUGUGUGGGCAUUUGAACAUGGAAGUGACGUUGCAUAUUUUGAUGGGUUGGGUGAAACAAUAGUCAGCGUGGGAUUAGUUAAGCCAAAAUCAGGUGUUUUCCAGAGCUUUGUCAAGUACCUUCUAGUGUUAACCACAACAGUUGAAAUUGUUGUUUUAGGUGUCACCUUUUCAAGUAGUAAACAAGAUGGAUUAUCUGAAUUGGAAGAAAUACAUUUAGUUCCUGAACCAGUUUUUGUUUUACCAACUGAUGGAAUUUCAAUGUUAUGUGUAAAAUCAACUAGUAAAGGUAGAAUUUUUAUGGGUGGAAAAGACGGUUGCUUAUAUGAAAUUACUUAUCAGGCACAACUAGGGUGGUUUGGAAAGCAUUGUAAAAAAAUAAACCAUUCAACCAGUGCGCUUUCAUUUCUGGUGCCGUCAUUCUUAAAUGCUGCAUUGUAUGAUGAAGAUGCUAUUGUUAAAAUUGAAGUUGAUAAUUCCCGACACAUAUUGUAUACACUUAGUGAGAAGGGAUGUAUAGAGGUUUUUGAUCUUGGUGAAGAUGGAGAAGGCAUAAGUAAAGUUACAAGAUUCACACAAAACAGAAUUGUUUCUACAGCGUUAGACAUAGUAAAAACAGUAGAAGCAAAUAAUUUUAAACCUGUCAUUGCUAUAUCAGCUGUGGAGGAAUCAGAAUCGGAACAUUUAAAUUUUGUGGCCAUAACGCAAACUGGUGCUAGAUUAUACUUCAGCACUGGUUGCAGAGAUGUAAAUCAAGGAGGAUCAGCCAGACCACAGGACCUUAUUUUGCUUCAUGUGAGACUUCCACCUGGAUUCACACCAAACGCAUCAGUGCUUAAACCAAGACAAGUACAUAAUGCUGUUUAUGAUAAUGGUACCCUUGUAAUGGUGUGUUCUACUGGCGGUGGUGAUGCAGAAACCCUAUGGUGUAUGUCUAGAGCAUUGGGUGGUGUUGCCUUUAGUGAGGCACACUCUCUUUUGCCACUUGAUGGACCAGUUUGGGCACUGACUGCAUUGCCCAUGAUUCAAGCGGCACAUCUUUCACCAGCAUUACUAGCUAAAAAAGACCCAUGGUCAGGUUCCCGUUGGGCGGUAGUGAGUGCGUGGGGCGCAGCGCUCAUAAGCGCGGGUGCUCCGCCCGACUUACUUCGCGCCUUAUUGAGGGAUUAUCGGGGUCCAGAUGCUCAAGCUGUUAAGGAUUUAUUUCAGUUGCAAGGCUACGACCAAGCUUGCGCUUGCGCAUUGUACUUAGCGUGUGAAGAGGCAGCAUCUGGGGAUCUAUCUAUCAGCGAAUGGGCGUCGCGUGCGUUUUUCAUCUACGGAAGUCAACCUACGCCCGCUGCAUUGAACCAGCACCAAAUUUCACAUGUACCUUCUAGCAUAGGUUCUCCAAAAUUUUCACCUCGCCAAGUAUCAACUCCGAUGUCAAGACCACAAGAUCAUAUCAGAGCUGGACAGAUUAAUCAGUCAUAUCAGCAAAUGCAGUUAAACCAAUCCCUCACUGGAAAUCAAACUAUGAGGCCACAGUCACCAUAUCAUCAGAAUAACAUGAUGAGUCCGACUCCGUUCAAUCAGUCUUCGUUUAUGGGCAAUGUGAGCCAGCAAAGAGAUAAUUAUCCAAUGCAAGUUGAAUAUAGUGCGAAACAUAAUGGCCUCUAUAUUUACGUAGGAAGGAUUUUAGCGCCUAUAUGGAACUUAAAGUGUGUCACUAAGUCACUAACGCCAGAUAAAAAGGAGUUUAUGUCAAGCAAAGUUACAGGCGAAGAUUGUGCGUUCAUAGUAAAGAAACUACAGCGGGUCGCCUCGUUCAUGCAACGGGUAGUUGCGCCCCCUCACUCGGAAGAGCAAAGUUCCAUUCAUGCGCUGAAAAUAUUUAUCACAAUGGCCAUAGAAAUGUUGAGCUUGUGGAAGGUUUUGUGCGAGCAUCAGUUCCACGUAAUAGCAGCGAGUCUUCCACCUGAACAACAACAACCAUUACAAGCAGCCAGUUUUCGGGAACUACUUGUGGGCGGACAAGAAGUCGCGUGUUUACUCUUAGGUUCGCUAGUAGCUGGCUACUUGCGAGAUAACGCGUCUGUGGAUGGUAUCUCACAAAAAUUGAGACAACUUUGUCCUACUCUCUACAGACAGGAAGACGCUACUUGUUCCAAGGCGAACGAGUUAUUAAUCUUUGCGAAACAGCAAAAAAAUUCAGCAGAAAAAGAUGAAAUGCUUCAACAAGCGCUUAAACUUUGCAAGGAUGUGGCGCCUAAUGUUAACUUGCCGCUAGUGUGUUCAAAGCUGUUAUCCGCUGGAUUCUGUUCCGGAAUCGUGGAACUAUGUAUCACCUGUGCAUCCAAGAUCGACCCGCAGGAUCGAGCUCUAUAUUAUUACAAGAGCGAUCAGCCGUCUCAAGAUCGGGAGGGCCAUUUACUCUACUACAAAAGAAUGGAGAUAUACCGUGAAGUUUGCACUGCACUAGAGCGGUUAUACGAGCGUAGCGCGGAAGCCAGUACGGAGUCAUCACCGCCGCGACCCAGAGCUCAAACCAGUGAUGCAUUGCUCACGAUGUCACCCGCUGAUGCCAACUAUCAGGGUAGAAAGUUAGUAGCGGAAUGUUUAUCCAGAGAAGAUGAACUCCUACAUGUUGCUAUUUAUGAAUGGUUGAUAUCCAAAAACUUGGGAUCAGAAUUAGUAACAGUAAGCGGUGUAGCGCCUGCGUCCCUUCGUACCUACCUCACUGCGGCAGCGCGACAAGCCACCGGCCGAACUGCACUCUUAUUACUGGAUUUGCUAUGGAAGGUGCUAGAACGCGCUGGUGAUCAUCUCGCGGCAGCUGAAGUUCUGGAGGGGCUUGCUACAAGGCCAGGUACGGGAGCAACGCUUGCGCAGCGUAUGUCGUGGUUAUCUGCGGGCGUGGUGUGCGUGCGAGGUGCGGGCGGGGCGGGUGGCGCUGGUGAAUUAGUGCGUCGGCUAGAGGAGGCCGCGGAAGUGGCUCGUGUCCAGGCGGCUGUUCGUGCUGCCGCCACUUCACCACCUCUACCGCCUGCACUAUUGCAGCGAUUAGACGACGAACUUCUUGAUAUAACACAGUUAUACGAAGAGUACGCUGACCGCUAUAAUCUCUGGGAGUGUAAGCUGGCGAUAGUGCAGUGCUCGGGGCACAAUGACGCGUUGCUCGUUGAGAACAUAUGGAGCAACAUAUUAGCCGAGACAGAGAACGCUGCGAGGGGAUUGCACUCGCCAGACGAGAAACUCUCUUCUGUUCUUAGCAAUUUGACUACUCUGGGCCGGGAAUACGUAAAUUCAGGGCACUGUUUCCCCCUAUAUUUCAUCGUUCGUCAGUUAGAGAUAAUGAGCUGCAAACUACAAGCUGAGAAAAGUAUCGUGUUUAAAACUAUCUUGAAUAUUGGUGUUUCCUUAGAACAAGUAUUGGACAUUUAUGUUAAGUUAGUAAGUGUGAACGAACGUGUAUGGUUGGGCUGCGGCGAGGAGAACCACGUGUGCGGCGUGGCUGUACUCCUGCUCCAGCACGCAAGGCUUGAUGUCGUUCAGCUCCCCCCCGCGCCGCGCCGCAGAGCCCUAGCAAGAUGCAAGGAUCUGCACGAAGCCGCUUUAUCCGCACUUCAGAGUCGACCGAACACCCAGAUUCUUAUAGACAAACUAACAGUAGCGCAAGCGCAUUUGGAUAGAAUGGACUAA